GGCGCCGAGACGAAUCGAACCCAAAAGAGCCCAAAGCCGAACCGUCUCCCCACAUCUCUCUCUAUCUCUCUCCGACAGACAAGCGCGAACCCAUCAAUCCCCUGCUUCUAGGGCUUUCCCCACAGCCCAAGCGCGAUCCAUCCAUGGCCGACGUCAUGAACCUGCCGGUCGAAUCCCUCGACGGCCGUCCCGAGGGCAAGGAGAAAUCCUCCGACGAUCCGGCCGAGUCCCCAUCGUCGCCGCCGCCCCCUCCCCCGCCCCCGCUGCCACCGCCGCCUUCGCAGCAGCAGCAGCAGCAGCAGCAGCCCCCUCCUGCCAAGAAGCGCGACAGGGAUUCGCGCGAGAGGGAGUUGGACCGACCUCCGAACCGCCGAGGAGGAGGCGGCGGCGGCGAUUACUACGAUCGCAACCAGUCGUCCCCUCCCCCGCCUCCGCUCAGGGAGAGGGACAGGGGAUACAAGCGGAGAGGGAGCCCGAGCCCGCCCCCGCCCUACAGGGAGCGGAGGCGGUCCCCGUUGCCGCCGUACAAGCGGUCGAGGAGAGAGGACGGUGGUUAUGAGGGUCGGAGAGGGAGCCCUAGAGGUGGAUUUGGACCCGGCGAUAGAAGGCUUGGAUAUGACUAUGGCUAUGAUCGUGAGAUGGGGGGAAGGUAUGGUGAUGAGAGGCUUCAUGGUAGGUACAUGGGUCGCUCAGCUGGAGGCUACCUGGGCGGUCCACUAGACUGGGAAACUGGCCGUGGUGGCUAUGGUGAUGCAUCUGUUGCAGGAACUGCCCCAAGAGAAGGAAUGAUGUCAUACAAGCAAUUCAUUCAGGAGCUUGAAGAUGAUAUAUUACCGGCAGAAGCUGAGCGAAGAUAUCAGGAAUACAAGUCAGAGUACAUUUCUACUCAGAAACGCGCAUAUUUCGAUGCUCAUAAAGAUGAAGAAUGGUUGAAAGACAAAUAUCAUCCGACAAACUUAGUUGCAGUUAUAGAAAGGAGGAAUGAACUUGCACGUCGAGUUGCGAAGGACUUUUUGCUUGAUUUGCAGAGUGGGACAUUGGACUUAGGUCCUGGCACUAAUGCCUCUUCCACAAGUAAAUCAGGUCAGGCAAGUGAUGCAAACUCUGACGAUGAACCAGAUACAAGCGGCAAAAGACGGCGACCUGGAAGAGGACAAACUAAAGAAGCUGAUCUGUCAGCUGCUCCUAAGGCUCAUCCUGUCAGUUCUGAGCCCAGAAGAGUGCAAGUUGAUGUUGAACAAGCACAGGCUCUUGUGCGGAAACUUGAUUCUGAAAAAGGUAUUGAGGAAAACAUCUUAGGUGGAACCGACAAUGAUAAAAUAAACAGGGAGAAAUCUCACGGCGGUUCUAGUGGCCCAGUUAUUAUAAUACGGGGUUUAACCUCUGUCAAGGGGCUGGAAGGCAUAGAUUUGCUGGAUACUCUUCUUACUUAUCUUUGGCGUAUUCAUGGCUUGGAUUACUAUGGGAUGACCGAGCCAAGUGAGGCUAAGGGUCUCCGUCAUGUUAGAGCAGAAGGAAAGGGUUCUGAUUCUGGAAAUAAUGGAGCUGAUUGGGAAAAUAAGCUUGACUCACGCUGGCAAGAGAGGUUAAGGGGUCAAGAUCCAUUGGAAGUGAUGACUGCUAGAGAGAAGAUAGAUGCCGCUGCUGUGGAAGUUUUAGAUCCUUAUGUCCGGAAGAUAAGGGAUGAAAAGUAUGGGUGGAAAUAUGGGUGUGGAGCCAAGGGAUGCACGAAACUUUUUCACGCUGCUGAAUUUGUGCAUAAGCACCUUAAACUCAAACAUCCCGAGCUUGUGAUGGAGCUUACAUCGAAACUUCGUGAAGAGCUCUAUUUCCAGAACUACAUGAAUGAUCCAGAUGCCCCUGGUGGAACUCCUGUCAUGCAGCAAAGCCUUAUGAGAGACAGGCCACAGAGACGUAGGUUGGGUUUGGAAAAUCGAUUGAGAGAUGAACGUGGCAUUCGCAGAGAGCGUGAUAACCGAGCCAAUGGCGGUGAGAGAUUUGAUAGAUCUGAAAAUCCACAGUCAGCUGAUAAAGAUGGCGUGGAUGGAGGGGAUGGAGAUGACCCCAUGUAUGAUUCUUUCGGUGGACAAGGCAUUCAUGUUGCUCCUUUUGCCUCGGAUAUUCCUCCUCCACCAGUUUUGAUGCCUGUUCCUGGUGCUGGUCCUCUGGGGCCUUUUGUUCCUGCCCCUCCUGAAGUUGCAAUGCAGAUGUUCCGAGAGCAGGGCGCGCCCCCUCCUUUUGAAGGCGCAGGGAGAAAUGGUCGACCUGGGCCACAGUUAAGUGGUCCUGCCCCAAUUAUUGCAUCUUUUCCAGGCUUUCGGCAGGAUCCUCGACGGCUAAGAAGUUAUCAAGACUUAGAUGCACCAGAGGACGAAGUGACAGUCAUAGACUACAGGAGUUUGUAGGCGACAGCACCGGCAGAGUGGUGAAGUCAUAGAACAAGCCAUCUCAUUAGGAUUCGAGCUUUUUCCCGAUGGUGGUCCCGGGUUUGCAAUAAUCCAAUCUCAUUAUGACAAUCUUGUGUAAAAGGAUAAGUGGGCAGGAACAUUUUGCUGAAUGAUUGGAUUUCUGCUGUGUUUAGUUGCCUGUAUUCCAGCAAUCGAGGUGUUUUCAUCGCUGUCCAGCUUCCAUUUAAUUGAAAAAAGAAAGGAUGAUUAU
Molecule: messenger RNA, 2658 nt
Organism: Rhodamnia argentea
Lineage: Eukaryota; Viridiplantae; Streptophyta; Magnoliopsida; Myrtales; Myrtaceae
Product: serrate RNA effector molecule
Exons: 12
Coding region: 144-2405 (753 amino acids)
Biological process (GO): primary miRNA processing; mRNA processing
Cellular component (GO): nuclear body
Source: RefSeq, a predicted model, not a curated record